This is a messenger RNA of Notothenia coriiceps (black rockcod), 782 nucleotides long. Its product is annotated as E3 ubiquitin-protein ligase LNX-like. NCBI's taxonomy places the organism in Eukaryota, Metazoa, Chordata, Actinopteri, Perciformes, Nototheniidae. Gene Ontology annotation, molecular function: ubiquitin protein ligase activity. The record is from RefSeq and is a predicted model, not a curated record. Gene Ontology annotation, biological process: protein polyubiquitination; ubiquitin-dependent protein catabolic process. The transcript is spliced from 2 exons. The coding region runs from base 318 to 776 and encodes 152 amino acids.
UCUGAGCUCGCACAGGGACAGUCUUCCCACUUUGGGUUGUAGAAUUCCCUUAAGACGGGCAGCCGGAUAUAAUUUCUUCAGCUGAAGACCUGCAGCCAAUCAUCUGAGUCUCUGACUGGGACAAAGUCCUUUUUACUGUGUCAUUUUACACUCCUUUGCUCCCCCCACCUUCACUCUGAAUGGUUUAAUGUUACACCCUCUGUGAGGCUUUACCUGCCCAGGUGAACUGCUCUGCUAAAAGUGAACGUCGCUCAUGAAGCCAUAUCUAUGCUGCUGAUGACUUCCUGACUGGAUUCAACGAGACAUCCCGACUCCAAAUGAGUAUCGAGGAGGAUAGUAUACAGCCAGAAGUUGUCAUGGCGAUGGCGGGGGCCUCUGCUCCACCCCUUUCCCCCUCAGAGUAUGGUCUUUUGUCUCCGCCUCCUGACCUGUGCGUCGCAUGUGGGCACAGCCACCAGCUGGAGGAGAACCACGAAUACCUCUACACAGACGAGGUGGACGACGACCUGGUCUGUCACAUCUGCCUGCAGGCGCUCAUCAGGCCUCUGGACACGCCCUGUGGACACACCUACUGCCAGGAGUGCCUCACCAGCUUCCUGCUGGAGAGCGACUUCUGCCCGGUGUGCCGCACGCCCCUCAUGCUGCAGAGCUGCAGGAAACCCAGUCUGCUGGUGCACAAGCUGCUGGACAAGCUGACUGUGGCUUGCCCCUUCACUGACUUUUGCACUGACACCAUGGCCCGUGGGGAAGUGGCAGACCACAUCAAAAGCAGGUAGGAGGAA